Messenger RNA from Dermatophagoides farinae (American house dust mite), 2759 nucleotides. RefSeq lists its product as uncharacterized. Gene Ontology annotation, biological process: animal organ morphogenesis; cell differentiation; embryo development. Gene Ontology annotation, molecular function: DNA-binding transcription factor activity, RNA polymerase II-specific; RNA polymerase II transcription regulatory region sequence-specific DNA binding. The record is from RefSeq and is a predicted model, not a curated record. NCBI's taxonomy places the organism in Eukaryota, Metazoa, Arthropoda, Arachnida, Sarcoptiformes, Pyroglyphidae. Gene Ontology annotation, cellular component: nucleus.
UCAUAUUUUUUUUUCCUAAGACUUGAUUUUCUAUUUGCUGAAUCAUGUGUUUGUGUUUGUAUAUGUGAUUGACUUGUGAUUUUCGAUGGAUUGACCAUUAUUUUUUUUUUUUCAAUUCGAUUGAAUUUAUCAAUAAAAUUUUUGUUGUUGUUGUUGUUGUUGGAAAAAUUAAAAAAAAAUUGAAAAAAAAACAAAUGGUAGUGUAUAAUAGUGGUCAAAUAUCAACGACAACGACGACGACAACAACACUAACAAAUGAUUUAAAUAUCGAACCAUUGUCAUUGAUUAAUGAACAAAUCAUGUUUCAGAAUACACAAACAGAAACUAUACAAAUUAAACAAGAAUCAUCAUUAUCAUCACCUGUUAAUGCUAUGAAAACAACAACAACAACAACACCAGCAUCAGAUUUAUCAAUUAAACAUGAACCAAAUUUAUCGCCAAAUAAAGAAUGUUCAAAAAAUUUAAAUUUACAUAAACAACCACAAACAGAUGAUUCAUUGGUACAUUAUCCACAUGAAACUGAAGAUAAUUUUUCCAUUUCUGACAAUAAAAUUCAUUCGAAUUCCAAUAUUGUAGACAUGAUGACACAUGGUACAAAUGGAUCAACAUCAUCAACGACAUCAUCUGCAUUACAUCAUACGAAUACGGAUACAGAAUCACCGAUGAUUGCAUGUCAACAGUCAAAUUAUAUUAAUCGUCACCAUCCUAUGUAUUCUACUAGUGGUACUACUAAUAGUUUUUUUAAUUCAUCUACUAACGCCCAAUAUAAUCAUCAUCAUCAUUCGGCAUCAUCAACAUUAGUGAUGACACCAAUAUCAUCACCAUUUUAUGAUGAUGCGGCAACCAGUAGUACUGGUCUAUCAGCAACAUCGGCAAUCACGAUGACAGCCAGUGAGAAUAAUACAAGUCAUUUGAUGUCACAAUCGGCACAUCAUCCUUGGCUUCAAACAAUGGCCCGGAAUAAUCAUCAUCCUCAUCAUCAUCAUCAUCAUCAUCAUCAAAAUCCUCAUUAUGCAACAUAUUCAGAAAUGUCGGCCACAAAUGAUUGGCCAAAUGUUCCCGCUUUUGCAACACCAAAUGUAAAUUCAUUUACAUCGGCAACGGCAAAUUCUCCACUUGCAACUUACCAUCAAAUAGCAUCAUAUUCAAAUCAAAUUGGUACGGUUUAUACACAUCCUCAUGGUCCAUACGCACAUCGUAGUUCGAAUAAUGGAUUGGAUUUUUAUAAUUAUCCUUCCUAUACACAUACACAUCCAUUUUUUCCAUCACCAAGUUCAACGGGAAUGACAUCGGCUUCUGGUGGAUCAUUUCCACCAUUGACCGUUGGAACGGAAGAAUCACCAGUGGGUACGGCGAUUUAUCCAACAACAACAACAUUUGGUCAUAUAAAUUCAAGUCCAGAUUCAGGUGUAACUGGUUCAAGCGAUAGUAAUGAAUCACCAGUAUCAUUGAAUGGAUCGACAAUUCAUUCAUUUGGCAAUCAAUAUAGUAGAACGGAUAAUACAAUACAUUCAUCAAUGACGCCGAUUAUAAAUCGAUCAUUACCAUCAAAUGGUAAUGAUUUAUGUAUUGGUUUUAUUAAAUCAGGAUCAGAUACAUCACCAUAUCUAUAUUCAAAUGUGGCUAAUUCAGCUAACAAUGCUGCUACUACUGUUAUUAAUGGCUAUCAAACAAUUAAUGUUGAUGAUGAACAAAAUGAUGUUCAACAAGGAAAAAGUUUACAAUCACAAACGGCUAGUAAUAAUGAUGAUGAUGAUGACGAUGGUAAUAAUAACAUUAAUAAUUCUCAUCAUCAUCAUCAUCAUCAUAAUCAUCAUCAACAACAACAACAACAACAACAUCAAAAAUCAACGAUUUUAGUCAAUAAUAUAACAACCAUAGAAAAUGAUCAUCCAAAUACAAAUAGCCAAACAAAUAAUCACAAUAAUAAUCAAAAUAGUAAACCAACAUUUGAAUGGAUGAAUAAAUCAGCCAAUUCAAAUUCAUCACCAUCAAGUACAGGAAAAACUCGAACUAAAGAUAAAUAUCGUGUUGUUUAUACAGAAAAUCAACGUAUAGAAUUGGAAAAAGAGUUCAUGUUUUCACGUUAUAUAACAAUUAAACGGAAAUCCGAAUUGGCUAGCCAACUUUUAUUAUCUGAACGACAGGUAAAAAUUUGGUUCCAAAAUCGUCGUGCAAAAGAUAGAAAACAAUCAAGAAAAAAAGAAGAAAUAGCUAAAAAGAAUAAAGAAAAAACAACAGGACGAAAAAAUGCAACAACAACAACAUCAGUAACAACUACCGGUAUUCUGGAUGGAUCAAUUAUGAUGAAUAAUAAUUUAACAACAACAGCAGCAGCAGCAGCAGCCGCCGCAGCAACAACAAAUAUUAAUGGUGAUCGAUAUGCACCAUCAUCAUCAUCUUUGACCGGUAUUGCCGGUGCAUUAAUUUCGGAUAAUAAUUCUAUUGUAAUUGAUUCACCAUCACCGACAGCCAUUCAUGAUAUUAAUGGUAAUAAUAACCUAGCCAAUCAUCAUCACCAUCUUCAACAUCAUCAUCAUCUUAGUGGUCAUAUAAAUCCUCAUUCUUAUCAUCAUCAUUCAAAUCUAAUGUUGGCUGCACAUCAUUCAGCAUUACAGCAACAACAACAACAACAACAGCAACAAUGUAGCCAAUUUUCCGAUAUGAAUAAUCAUAAUUCAUCAACAACAGCAACAACACCAUCAUUAUUAUCUUCAUCUGAAUCAACAAAUUUAUCUGCAUUAUCAACAAUUAAUAAU